CUUUUAAUGUUAGCAAUAAAGAUUACUAGAGUUACGUCCCUUGCACACUGACGACCUUCAGUGGUUUUGUGUAAGCAGCAUUGAUUCCCUCCACUCAGAUGAGAUGGCCUUCAUUCACCGCACUGCUUAUAGCAUAACACUCCAGCAUUGGGCUAGACAACGGCCCCAAUGUUGCCAUAGAUUUUAUGCUUCCCUCACCAAAAAACAGAAAGAACAUUUAGCAAGCGGUCCGGAUUUAGCUGAUUUCAUCUUAGAUGACGAGCCUCAAAAAAAUAUCCACAGGAAAAAAGGUGAAAGACUUCGGUUGCCUGAAUGGGUGAAGACAGAAAUUCCAAUUGGCAAGAGCUACAGUGAAAUAAAGGCAAGUUUACGGAACAAUAAAUUACACACUGUAUGUGAAGAGGCCAAGUGUCCAAACAUUGGAGAAUGUUGGAGUGGAGAGAAAGGUACAGCCACUGCUACUAUUAUGAUCCUUGGCGAAUUGUGCACACGAGGAUGCCGUUUCUGCUCUGUGAAAACUUCACGAGCUCCUCCUCCACCGGACCCAGAUGAACCAGUGAAUACAGCCAAGAUCAUCGCAUCUUGGCUAGUAGAUUAUAUCGUGAUAACUUCAGUAGACCGUGACGACAUCGCAGAUGGUGGAGCUGCCCAUUUUGCUGAAACAGUAAAGCAGGUGAAAGCCCACAAGCCAACGAUUCUUGUGGAGUGUCUUACCUCUGACUUUCGUGGCGACUUAGAAUCUGUUGAGAAAGUUGCUAACUCAGGACUAAAUGUUUAUGCUCACAAUGUAGAAACAGUUAAAGACUUCCAGUGGCUUGUGAGAGAUCCUCGUGCUAACUAUGACCAAUCAAUGAAGGUUCUAGAACAUGCCAAAAAAACUAAGCCAAAGUUAAUCACAAAAACAUCUCUUAUGUUAGGAUUUGGAGAAUCUGAUGACCAAAUCUUAAAAACAAUGGAGGACUUGAGGAAAAUAAAUGUGGAUUGUUUGACUUUGGGUCAGUAUAUGCAACCAACAAAACGACACAUUAAAGUGAAAGAAUAUGUUCACCCAGAUAAAUUUCAAUAUUGGAAAGAAGUCGGUGACAAAUUAGGAUUUGCUUACACUGCUAGUGGCCCAUUAGUAAGAUCUUCUUAUAAAGCAGGAGAAUUCUAUCUGAAAAAUUUGGUGGAAAAGGCAGCUUCUUAGUUGAAAAGAGGUCAGAAAUUUCCUUCACUAUAAUUCCUGUAAAUGUAGGUAUCAUAUUUAUUGUUAAUAAAAUCUGUUAAUUCUA
Molecule: messenger RNA, 1271 nt
Organism: Octopus sinensis (East Asian common octopus)
Lineage: Eukaryota; Metazoa; Mollusca; Cephalopoda; Octopoda; Octopodidae
Product: lipoyl synthase, mitochondrial
Exons: 3
Coding region: 104-1186 (360 amino acids)
Biological process (GO): lipoate biosynthetic process
Cellular component (GO): mitochondrion
Molecular function (GO): 4 iron, 4 sulfur cluster binding; lipoate synthase activity
Source: RefSeq, a predicted model, not a curated record